Molecule: messenger RNA, 2856 nt
Organism: Malassezia japonica
Lineage: Eukaryota; Fungi; Basidiomycota; Malasseziomycetes; Malasseziales; Malasseziaceae
Exons: 2
Coding region: 1-2856 (951 amino acids)
Biological process (GO): tetrahydrofolate interconversion
Cellular component (GO): cytosol
Molecular function (GO): methylenetetrahydrofolate dehydrogenase (NADP+) activity; methenyltetrahydrofolate cyclohydrolase activity; ATP binding
Source: RefSeq, a predicted model, not a curated record
AUGUCUGCGACAGACGCUGUUAGCGGGAAGCGGAUCGACGGCACGCGCCUCGCUACCUCGAUUCGCGCCUCGGUUGCGGACCGCGUUGCGGCGCUCAAGGCGAAGCAUGAGGGAAUUGUGCCCCACCUCGUCAUCAUCCAGGUGGGCGAGCAGAGCGCCUCGUCGACGUACAUCCGCAUGAAGCGCCAGGCCGCCGAACAGUGCGGCAUCCGUGCGACGCAUGUGCAGUUUCCGGCGGAUGCGACCGAGGCACAGCUCUCUGCCGAGGUCGAGCGCCUGAACGACGACGACGGCGUGGACGGUAUCCUGAUCCAGCUCCCGCUUGGCGAGCACAUCAGCGCCGACGCGGAGCGCCGCAUCCUCGAGCAGGUCAAGCCGGCGAAGGACGUCGACGGCUUCCACACGCUCAACAUCGGCCAGCUCUCGUCGCGCGCGUGCGAUCCCUACUUUUUCCCGUGCACGCCGGCGGGCAUCAUCCGCCUGCUCGCAGACGCAGGCCUCGACGACCUCUCGGGCCUGCACGCGGUCGUGAUGGGCCGCAGCGAUAUUGUCGGCAACCCCAUGGUGAGCCUGUUGCGCGGGAAAAACUGCACCGUGACGCAGGUGCACUCCAAGUCGAAGGACGUCGAGAGCCUGAUUCGCCUCGCCGACGUGCUCAUCGUCGCGAUUGGCGUGCCCAAAUUUGUCAAGGGCGAGUGGCUCAAGCCGGGCGCGGUCGUGAUCGACGUGGGCACAAACUACGUGCCGGAUUCGACGCGCAAGUCGGGCCAGCGCCUCGUCGGUGACGUCGACUACGCGUCCGCCGAGCCGGUCGCCAAGGCUAUCACGCCGGUGCCGGGCGGCGUCGGGCCGAUGACCGUCGCGAUGCUCAUGGACAAUACGUACAUUGCCGCCGAGCGCCGCGCCGACCGCCUGACCGAGCGCCCGCGCGCGGUCACCACGCCGAACCCGCUCGAGCUCGUGCGCCCGGUGCCGAGCGACAUUGAGAUUGCGCGCGCACAGACGCCCAAGCCCAUCGGGGCCGUCGCCCAAGAAAUCGGCCUGUUGAAGAGCGAGCUCGAGCUCUACGGCAACACCAAGGCCAAGGUCGCGCUCAGUGUGCUCGAACGCCUGCAGCACCGCACCAACGGCAAGUACAUUGUCGUCGCGGGCAUCACCCCCACGCCGCUCGGCGAGGGCAAGUCGACGACCACGAUUGGUCUCGCGCAGGCGCUCGGUGCGCACCUCGGCAAGCCCGCGUUUGCGUGUGUGCGCCAGCCAUCACAGGGCCCUACGUUUGGUAUCAAAGGCGGUGCGGCCGGCGGCGGCUACUCGCAGGUGAUUCCCAUGGAGGAGUUCAACCUGCACCUCACUGGCGACAACCACGCGGUGCAGGCGGCCAACAACCUUUUGGCUGCUGCGAUCGAUACGCGCAUGUUCCACGAGGCGACGCAAAAGGACGCCGCGCUGUUUGACCGCCUGUGCCCCAAGAAGAAGGGCGUGCGCACGUUUGCGCCGGUCAUGCUCAAGCGCCUCUCCAAGCUCGGCAUUGACAAGACGGACCCCGACGCGCUGACCGACGAGGAAAAAGCGCGCUUCGCCCGUCUCGACAUCGACCCCGAGACGGUGACGUGGCGCCGCGUGACGGAUACCAACGACCGCUACCUGCGCGACAUUACCGUCGGCCAGGCGCCGACUGAAAAAGGGCUUACGCGCCGCACCGGCUUUGACAUUGCCGUCGCGUCCGAGUGCAUGGCGGUAUUGGCGCUCAGCCGCGACGUGGCCGACAUGCGCGAGCGUCUCGGCAACAUGGUCAUUGGCUCGAGCCGCGCCGGCGAGCCGGUCACGGCCGACGACAUUGGCGCCGGCGGCGCGCUGACCGUGCUCAUGAAGGACGCGAUUAAGCCGAACCUCAUGCAGACGCUCGAAGGCACGCCCGUCUUUGUGCACGCGGGCCCCUUUGCCAACAUUGCGCACGGCAACUCGUCGAUCCUCGCCGACGCCGUUGCGCUCAAGCUCGCCGGCCGCGAGGAAAACGAGCCGAGCAGCCGCACCGGCUACGUCAUUACCGAAGCCGGCUUUGGCGCGGACAUUGGCAUGGAAAAGUUCUGCAACAUCAAGUGCCGCGAGAGCGGGCUGGUGCCGGAUGCCACCGUGCUCGUGGCGACUGUGCGUGCGCUCAAGUCGCACGGUGGUGGCCCCGACGUGUCGCCCGGCAAGCCGCUCAGCGAGGUGUACACCCAAGAGAACCUCGAGAUCCUGCGUGCCGGCUGCUCGAACCUCGCCAAGCACAUUGACAAUGCCAAGAAGCACGGCCUCAAGGUUGUCGUGGCCGUCAACACCUUUGCGACCGACACCCCCGCCGAGACGCAGCUCGUGGUGCAAGAGGCGCUCAAGGCCGGCGCCGACGCUGCCGUCCCGUCCGACCACUGGGCGAACGGCGGUGCAGGCGCCGUGGACCUCGCCAAGGCCGUCAUUGAGCAGCUCCAGGACACCGACUCCCAGUUCCAGUUCCUCUACGACGUGGAACAGCCGAUUGACGCCAAGAUCGAGACGAUUGCCAAGGCGAUGUACGGUGCGGACGGCAUCGAGGUCCUACCCGAGGCGCGCCACCAGAUCGAUACCUACACGCGCCAAGGCUACGCGAACCUGCCUAUCUGCAUGGCCAAGACCCACCUUUCGCUCUCGCACGACCCCCUGCUGAAAGGCGCGCCGACCGGCUUUACGGUGCCGAUCCGCUCGGUGCGCCUCGCGGCCGGUGCGCGCUUCCUGUACCCCCUGUGCGGUGCGAUGCAGACCAUGCCCGGCCUGAGCACGCGCCCCGGCUACUACGACAUCGACUUGGACGCCUCCGGCCAGGUCCAGGGUCUUUUUUAG